Notodromas monacha is the source of this 503-nucleotide messenger RNA. The record is from the annotation of a GenBank genome assembly. NCBI's taxonomy places the organism in Eukaryota, Metazoa, Arthropoda, Ostracoda, Podocopida, Cyprididae.
UGUAGUGAAUGCUGAUGGAUUUGUGGAAUGCCACACAGAUGGGGCUUGUUCCUUGAACGGCAAACUGGGAGCUUCUGGAGGCAUAGGGGUGUGGUUUGGUCCUCUUCAUCCCUUGAAUGUGUCAAUACCACUUACAAAAGGGCGACAGACAAGUAAUAGGGCUGAAAUUAUGGCUGUGGUCCAUGCUGUGGAAAUUGUGAAAGCAUCAGGUUGUGACAAACUGGAAGUAAAGAUUGAUUCUCAUUUCACCAUUAAUUGCGUGGAGAAAUGGAUACAAAAGUGGAAGUUGAAUGGUUGGAAGACAACCACUGGGGAAAAUGUGAAAAACAGAGAGGAGCUGGAGCUGUUGGACUCUGUUUCUACCAUCCCUGUCAGAUAUGUAUAUGUUCCUGGACACAAGGGAAACGUUGGAAAUAUGGAGGCUGAUAAGUUUGCCAAGAGUGGAGCCAAAUAUCCUGUGCAAGAAGUUAAAGUUUGAAAGUGCAGCAAAUCAUUUUUUUUUA